Onychostoma macrolepis is the source of this 2468-nucleotide messenger RNA. RefSeq names its product PDZ and LIM domain 2 (mystique) (gene pdlim2). Gene Ontology annotation, molecular function: muscle alpha-actinin binding; actin binding. Gene Ontology annotation, cellular component: filamentous actin; adherens junction; Z disc. The transcript is spliced from 10 exons. Lineage: Eukaryota; Metazoa; Chordata; Actinopteri; Cypriniformes; Cyprinidae. Gene Ontology annotation, biological process: actin cytoskeleton organization; muscle structure development; heart development. The coding region runs from base 354 to 1451 and encodes 365 amino acids. The record is from RefSeq and is a predicted model, not a curated record.
CCACCCCCAGCCUGUAUUUUGACAGAAACACGUGGCAUGUGAUGCUCCAUCAUCUCUACAGCGGAAACAUUCUCGGGAAAAGUUAGAAAAAAACUGGGCGGUGUGGGAAUUUGGUCACAUGGAGCGCACAGCCUAAAAACUGACGCGCUGCAAGCGUCUCAAUCAGGUCUGCGUUAGGAAGCGGACAGAGUUUGUGACAGAAGAGCAGCGAGUCUCUCCGCGCGCACUCUGAACGCGUGCGUGCUUUUGACGUCAUCCGCACAGGUGCCAAACGCAGAGUUGUGAUUACUCCUAACCGCGCGCCAGACAUUUACCAGCACUCCUGAGAGCAUUGGGCAGCAGCCUGUGGUCACAUGAUGCCAUUUACAGUGAACCUGAUUGGCCCGUCCCCCUGGGGAUUCAGAAUUUCUGGAGGGCGAGACUUCAAGAAGGCCAUAACUGUUUCCAAGGUGAACGCUGGCAGUAAGGCAGAGACGGCCUGUCUUCAGCCUGGUGACAUAAUCAUGGAGAUUAAUGGACUCAAUACUGGCGAGAUGCUCAACGUAGAGGCACAAAACAAAAUCAAGAGCUGCACGACUCAGCUGCAACUUCUCGUAGAAAGACCUGCUCCUCCCACUCCUGGUCAGACCAAUGGAAUCACAGAGCAACUGGUCGGCCGCUUCCAGGAGGCUGUGCAGGUGAGUCGAGAUGAGAACCAGAACUACAGAGAGUACACCAUCUCCAGCCCAGCCUCUCUGUCACCUGGCCCGUAUUCACCUGAGCCACCAUCCAGCCCUGACCGCAAAGGGGGCAGAAUCACACCAACCAGUAAGAGCCUCCAGCUCCAUUCCUGGUCCUCAGAGGAGAAGAGCGUACAGAGUCACAGACUGUCUCGACCCCUCUCUCAGGAGAUCUCUUCCGUGGAUUUCCGCAGUAACUCCGUGUCCAGUAGGACUCCAACUCCACCUGGACGAUACUCUCCACACAGCCCCAUCGAACGAGAGGUGCCCAUUUCCCCUCGACGCAGUUCGGACUUUGCCAUGCAGAGGUUUGACAGAGACUCAGAGGUGUACAAGAUGAUUCAGGAGAACAAAGAAUCCCGCGCGGCUCCUCGCCAGUCCAACACCUUCAAGAUGCUGCAGGAGGUGCUGGAGGCUGAUGAGAAAGAGGCCGCCAUCCAAUUUCCAAGCAAGUUGUCUCCAAGCCCCUCCAAGACCACGUCAUCUGUUUCUGGUGUGCAGAAAUACCACACCUGUGAAAAAUGCGGCACCAGUAUUGUCACUCAGGCCGUGAGGAUCACCGAUGAUUGCUUCCGUCACCCAGAGUGUUACACCUGUACAGAAUGUGGGCUCAACCUAAAGAUGCGUGGCCACUUCUGGGCGGAGGACAAAAUGUUCUGUGAGAAACACGCCAGAGAAAGAUACCAGGGUGCCGGCAGUAACAAUCGUUACGUCGUGUCCCCAAACCACUGAGACGCCCGAUCAGCCGCCCUCCUGAUGCCACCUCCAACUCCUCUGAUUGGCUGCGAGCAUAGAGAGGAGAAGAUGCUGAUGUCAUUGCUAUGUUGUCCAAUGGGAGCCAAAUAGAGCGUUUGGCGUUAUGUCACUUGAAGCUUUGGGACCUGACGCAAUUGUGUCCUCUUCUCCAGUUAUUAUACACCCCUUGAAUAGAGACUAUAAGCUUUGAUCUGAUGGAUUUGGAAGGGGGCGUCUCUGUUAGAGCGUGCUAUUUCUUUACAGUUGAAUUUCUACAUUUGCAUUCCAGUUUCACAUGUUGUAUUAUGCUUUGAAAACAGCUUGUUUUUCAAUAGACAUAUAACUUGGGUUUAUCUUAAAGUUUUUUUUUGGCUGACAUUUAUAGAGCUUUUCCAUACCGGGAUUCAAAUGGUGAGAUGCAUCAAGUGGGCAUCAUCAGUGCUAAUGCACACAGGACUGGUUUCCUUAGUGUAUUUGUGUGUAAAUAGUUGCAAACAGCUUCCUUAAUUUCAGUUUGCAUUUGUUAAUGAAGGGUUUAAUGAUUACUUGGAAGUGAUUCUUAGUUUGAUGUAUAUUUCUACCUUCAUAAAAAGAAAUUAUCCACAAGAAGUCCUCCAUCCACACAGAAGCAUGCAUUUAGACCUCUGCAUAGUUUAUUUGCCAUAUGCUUUGUAUUAAAUAAGGGAUAUCUAAGAAAUUAUGAUAUUUGUGUGUAAAUAUGUUUAUUUUUCACCUUAAACUGUAUGUGGACUGAGCGGAGGGUUUUGCACGCACUUGUUCGUGUUCAGGGUUACAUGUUUCAUUUUGACUGUAUUGUGUGUUUUCGGGUUAGAGAUGUUUGAUCACGCUCUGAUACACUGUUGUUUGCUUUGAAUGCAACAGAAAGGAGUAUCAGAGCAAACGAUUUGAAACAUUUGUGGAUCAAAUACAUCAAAUGAAUCGUGAAUCCUCACAUUGUGUUUGUAGGGUUGCCUCUCUUUACCUUUUCCGUUUCAAAUAAAACAACUUUCUGAA